[Candida] anglica is the source of this 2116-nucleotide messenger RNA. The record is from the annotation of a GenBank genome assembly. NCBI's taxonomy places the organism in Eukaryota, Fungi, Ascomycota, Pichiomycetes, Serinales, Debaryomycetaceae.
AGAAGAGGAACUAACCUUUGAUUAAUCUGGACUUUAAUUCUUGCGCACAAGAACCUGGCCAAUUACGUAGGCAAAACCUUUGAUCUUAUAAGAUGAAUUCAUCAGGCGCAAACACAGGACUUUUCGGACAGAAGAAGGAUGAUGGAUCCAAUUCAACCGGAUUUGGAGGAUCAUCAUCAGGAGGAUUUGGGAAUUUCUCCAACACUGCUUCCACCGGUGGGUUAUUUGGAGCUAAGCCAAGUUCCCCCGCUCCUACUGGGGGUUUGUUUGGUGCUCCUAAGACAGAUUCGUCAGCACCAGCAGCUUCCACUGGAUUCUCAUUCGGCGCUAAACCAAGUUCACCAGCUCCAACUGGAGGUUUAUUUGGGGCCCCAAAGACUGAUGCAUCAACACCAGCACCUGCUGCUUCAACUGGAUUCUCAUUUGGUGCAAAGCCAAGUUCUCCAGCUCCAACUGGAGGUUUGUUUGGUGCUCCUAAGACCGAUGCACCAGCACCAGCAGCUUCGACUGGAUUUUCCUUUGGUGCACCAAAGACUGAUACACCAGCACCAGCACCAGCAGCUUCCACCGGAUUUUCAUUCGGUGCACCAAAGACUGACGCAUCAACAGCUACGCCAGCUAAACCAGCUGCUACUGGCGGCUUCUCAUUUGGAGCCCCAAAGACUGAUACAGCACCAGCUGCUUCCGCACCAACGGGGGGAUUAUUCGGAGCUAAAACUGAUGCUGCACCAGCCGCUUCUACCGGAGGAUUAUUCGGUGCUAAAACUGAUUCUAAACCAGCUGGUUCUACCGGAGGAUUAUUCGGUGCUAAAACUGAUUCUAAACCAGCUGCUUCCACGACUGGUGGCUUAUUUGGAGCUAAGACAGACUCUACACCAGCUGCUUCAACCAGUGGUGGCUUAUUUGGCACUAAGACAGACUCUGCACCAGCUGCUUCAACCAGUGGAGGAUUAUUUGGCGCUAAAACUGAUUCUAAACCAGCUGCUUCCACGGCUGGUGGAUUAUUUGGCGCUAAGACAGACUCUACACCAGCUGCAUCAACUACUGGUGGCUUAUUUGGAGCUGCCAAGACUGAUUCUACACCAGCUGCUAAAGCCCCUUCUACUACUUCUGGAUUUAGCUUUGGAGGUGAGAAGAAGGAUGAUAAACCUGCCACACCAAGUCUUUCAUUUGGAAAGCCAGAAGAAAAGAAGGAUGAUAAACCAGCUACAACCACUACUGGUGGCCUCUUUGGAAAACCUACUGAAAAGGCUGCUGACUCAAAUAAAUCGACUUCAGCCUUUUCAUUGAAUAAACCAGAAACAUCCACCAAUGCUACAGCAAAUACUGCCACUGCUGCCACCACCACCACCACCGCUAACAAAUCAGGUGAAAACAUUAAACCAACCACCAUCCAACCUCAACAAGUUUCUAUUGACAACAAAACCAUGGAUGAUAUGAUCAUUAAAUGGUCAAAGCAAUUAACAUCUACAAGCAGUAUUUUCAAGACAUAUACAAAUAAGGUUCAAAAAUGGGAUCAACAAUUAGUGAAGAGUGGAGAUGAAAUAUCUCAAUUAUAUCAAGAUGCUUUGGAAGCAGAGGCAUUACAAUCUAAAAUUGAUCAAAACUUGAUGUUUGUUGAAAGUCAACAAGAUGAAUUAGAUAAAUUAUUGGAUCAUUACGAAGCACAGGCAGAUACAUUACUUGGUAAUGUAGAAUUAGGGAAUAACGGCAACAACACACUUGUUGAUGGUUAUGGAGCAUACAACAAUAGCGCAGGCGGUCUUAGUGUGACCGACAAGCUUCGUGAAAAGGCGUACCAUAAUGCUGAAUUAUUAGAUGAAAGAUUGGAUUCUAUGGGUAAUAAUAUUUCUACAUUGAUCGAUGAGAUCAAUUCUGUUAGUGAUGUUUUCAAUAAGAAUCUACUUAUUGGGGAUAGUUCAAGUAAUGGUAAUGAAAAGAGUGAGCAUAAAGAUGGUGAUAACCCAAUAGAAGAAGUUGUCAAGUUAUUAAAUUUACAUUUGGAAAACCUUAAAUAUAUUGAAAAGAAUGAGCAAUUAUUGAAGGAAAAGUUGGAAAAGUUAGACACCAAAAAGUUGAGAAAUUAAGUAAGAAGUAGAUAUAAAGAAACAGAUAA